Meloidogyne enterolobii is the source of this 726-nucleotide messenger RNA. The record is from the annotation of a GenBank genome assembly. Lineage: Eukaryota; Metazoa; Nematoda; Chromadorea; Rhabditida; Meloidogynidae.
AUGAAGUGGUUAUUGACAACCUUUGAUGGAAACUACCAAAAAUUGAAAGAGCUGUUUGAUGGUCAAUACAAACAAUUUGAAAUUGGAAGAAAUCAACUUACAAGCUUCACUAACCGGUCAGAGAUUCAACUGGAGGAAGCAAAAACUGCUGUUUGUGCAUUGAAAGAAAUUUCUGAUCAAUUUGAACAAAAUAUUGAAAAGUUUACUCAAGAAUUCCGCGAUCGCAUAAAUCAAGAAUUGGAUUCUCUCAAAAAUGUUGCGACUGAACAUAACAAGGAAUUCGGAAAGGCUAUUCACAGCACAUUGUCAACAAUCAAUAAACAGGUUAAUGAUUGUGCGUCACAUUCAUCAGAAAUGUCACAAUUAUUUGACAACACUACACAAAAGAUGGAGAAUUUUGUUGAAAAGGAAUUUGUUCAAAUCCAGUCCUCAGGAAAAACUCCAGAACGUAAAAGUGGAAAAUUCACCGAAGUGCUUAUCAACCUCCCUGAAGCUGAAAAACUUUUUGAAGAGCAGAAGGGCCUUAUUACUCCCAAAAAGGAUGUCAAUUAUAAACGUCGUGAUUCAUUUUUGGAUUCUUCUUUUGUCUCAUCACUUGUUUCGCCUGAUACAUUAAAGUGUAAUUUGCAAGCAACAAAUAUUAUCAGUACAACAAAAACGGGAAGACUUGAACCAGUUGAUGAAGAAAAGAAGAAUGAGUGUGGUACUUCUUUAAGCUUUAAAUGA